Messenger RNA from Cucurbitaria berberidis CBS 394.84, 1048 nucleotides. RefSeq names its product N-terminal nucleophile aminohydrolase. The transcript is spliced from 4 exons. The record is from RefSeq and is a predicted model, not a curated record. Lineage: Eukaryota; Fungi; Ascomycota; Dothideomycetes; Pleosporales; Cucurbitariaceae. Gene Ontology annotation, biological process: ubiquitin-dependent protein catabolic process. Bases 89 to 850 code for a protein of 253 amino acids. Gene Ontology annotation, cellular component: proteasome core complex, alpha-subunit complex; proteasome core complex; cytosol.
CACGCCGCCUUCCCCGCCAUACUCUCCCACCCUUCCUUUCGUCUACAGCUCUCUGCAUCGCUUGGGACACUUCGAAUAGAUUGCAAUCAUGUCGCGGAGAUACGAUUCCCGGACGACAAUCUUCUCCCCAGAAGGCCGCUUGUACCAGGUCGAAUAUGCGCUCGAAGCCAUCUCGCACGCAGGAACAGCGCUUGGUAUAUUAGCAAAGGAUGGUAUCGUCCUCGCCGCAGAGAGGAAGGUGACUAGCAAGCUGUUGGAGCAGGACACAUCAGCGGAGAAGCUGUACAUCCUGAACGACAACAUGAUCUGCGCUGUAGCAGGCAUGACCGCCGAUGCCAACAUCCUCAUCAACUACGCCCGUCAAGCCGCCCAGCGUUACCUCCUCACCUACAACGAAGACAUCCCUUGUGAGCAGCUUGUGCGCCGCCUAUGCGAUCUCAAACAAGGCUAUACGCAACAUGGCGGUCUUCGGCCUUUCGGCGUCUCGUUCAUCUAUGCUGGCUGGGAUCCGCAGCGACAGUUUCAGCUGUACCAGAGCAACCCUAGUGGCAACUACGGCGGGUGGAAGGCAACGAGUGUCGGCGCGAACAACGCCUCAGCUCAGAGCUUGCUGAAGCAGGAUUACAAGGAGGAUUGCGACUUGAAGGAAGCUUGCGGGCUCGCCGUCAAGGUGCUCAGCAAGACCAUGGACUCUACAAAGCUAAGCAGCGAGAAGAUUGAAUUCGCGACAGUCGGAAGGACAAAGGCUGGCAAGAUUUAUCACCACCUCUGGGGUGCGGAUGAAAUCGAUGCCCUGUUGAAGGAGCAUGGCCUGGCUAAGCCAGAGGAUACGGAGAUGUCCGAGACAUGAGCAUCAUGACAAUUGAACGACAAGAUUUGGCGCAACGGUUCGGCCUCUACAUGAUAGAACGAGGCUUGUAGUAUACCAUAUCAGGUGAGAGCUAUGUGGCAUCUCGCAGCUAAUUCACCUCAUGAUGAUGAUCAGUUCUUGUGUCUAUUCCACUACGCUUUCUCGUGUUUUUGAAUUCCAAUCUCGUAUCUUUGUUUG